AUGGAUUAAACUAUUGUUAUGAAUAACAACAGCAAUUAUCCUGGUUAGCACAUCAAAGAAGAUUUAUAAAAUUUAGACCUUGACUACAAAUAACCAAGAUUAAACUAAGAUAAUCAAUAUUCAAUAUAUUUCUUGAUUUUUCAAUCAAUUGUUAUCUUUAUAUCUUUUUUGAGUGUUGCUAUUGGUAACUCAAAAUAAUUAGGAUUUCCAUUUGAUUCAAAUGGUAUAUAUAAUGCAUUCUACAUUACGAGGUAAUAUAUGUGGAUAAAGUGUUGGCCUAGAAUAAUACAAAUAUAUAUAUUUUAGUAAUCCUGCAAAUGAUAAAUCUUUAUAUUUAACAGUUUGUGUAAAAGAAUGUCCAAUAUAAGAGAAUGAAAAUGAAGUAGAUGGUUUAAAAAAAUAAAUAUAUAUUAGAGCUGCUUGAGUUAUAAUGUAUGCCAAAUCAAUUAAUUAAAACUUGCUAAAAUAAUCAAUUAAUUGGUGAUAAUGACUUUAGUUUGAUAUAUUAUGAUUCUCUUAAAUUCAUAAAUGUAUGUCUGCCAACAAAGUCAAGCUAUUUCAAAAAUGUUUUAAUUGGAUUAGAAUCUCAUAGAAUCGUUAGGUUUUUUCAAGAUCUUAAGAAUGGUUUUUUAUUAAUAUUAUGCACAUUUCUAUUUUGUACAUUAAUUAAGUAUAAAUAAAUAAUCAUAUGAUAGUUAAAUAGUUUAUAUUUUAUUGAUAAAUUUAUAAUAGAAAACAAUUUGGAUUAUUUAAGUAACAUUAAUAUUGGUGCUAAUUUUAUUAACUUUUAUUUUUAUCAAUUAUUAUAUGUUAUAAUUGAAAUUGUAAUAAUUAAAUAGCAAUUCAAUAAAAUUAACACUUUCAGAAAUGAUUAGCAUAGUAUAAAUUAAUAAUUCAAAUUUCACUAUUAUCUUCUCACCAUUAAUUUUAGGUUUAUUUUUUGCUUUACUUGCAAUAUAUUAUACUUUUGAUUUAAUUUAUAACUAUAAAAAAUAUUAGACCAUUGGAUUAAAGAUUACAAUUGUCAAUUAUUUUUAUGAUUAUAAAUCCCAAGUUUAACAAAACUGCCAUAUUAAUAAGUAAUCAAUUUUUACUUAUUUUUAUUUAAUACCCAUAGCUUUUGGAGUUAUAAUUGCAGUAAUCUUUUUUAUUUGGGUAUUAAUUGCUAAGUAAUUAAAACAAUUAAAAUUAGUAAUAUUUUGACUAUUGGAAAUGUGACAACAUAUAGAUAUCCUUUUAAUACUUUUUAAUUAAAUUUACUUGCUUAUAUAUUUGGAAUUAUUCAUAUAUUAGACCUAUUUCUAAUUCUUUUAGUAAUUUCAGGUAUUAGUAAAUUUCUGAUAAUUGGCAUUAUUUUAGAAUAGUAUAGUUUUUUUAUUAGAGAAAAAUUAAAUAAUUUAAAAUUUAAAAAAGAUAAAUCAAUUAAGAAAAUUCUUUUAUUUUUUCUUUUCAACAAAUUAGGAAUAAUAAUGUUAGGUGAAUUUUUGAUAUUUUUUCUAAAGAUACCAAAAAUGAUAAUUAAGAUAUAUUUAUGGUUAAUUAUGAUCAAAAAUCCAAAUUACAAAGUUUCAAAUCUGGCAUCAAAUAUUUUAUCAAUAAAUGAAAGAGCUUACAUACUAUCAUUUAUAAGACCUGAUGGUUUUUUGUUAAAUGCAAAGUGUUAAUAUUUAUUUGACAAAAAAUUAAUGUAACAAACAUAAAUUUAAUAAUAAUAUGGUAAAUUGUUUACUAAUUCAUGUUGUCUAACUAUCUCAAGUUUAUGCUUGUCAUUUACAUAUUUACUCUUGAUUAUUACUAGAACAACCAUUAUUAUUCAAGAUCCAAUUAACUUUUUAUUGUUUUCAUUCUUAUCUUCCUAUUAUGUAAAUUAUAUUUAAUAUUUAGAUUACAAAAUUCUAUUCUCAAAUUUAUGGAAAUACAAUUGAUAAUCUAACAAUAUUAUUAUAUAGAGAUGUUACAGCUGAUGGUAAAAUUGUGGGAAAAAGCAUUAAAAAACCUAUAAGGCUUCUAAAAGAAACAGAAAUAAAGUUCGAUGAAUGA
Messenger RNA from Paramecium pentaurelia, 2040 nucleotides. NCBI's taxonomy places the organism in Eukaryota, Ciliophora, Oligohymenophorea, Peniculida, Parameciidae. The record is from the annotation of a GenBank genome assembly.